AUGGUUGUCGCGGCAAGAAAGUUGCUGUUUGCAGACGACCCUGUUUUGUUGGCACCUCCUGAGCGCUUUCUGGAAGUGUUCGCAGCCGAAUGCUACGUAGCCGGCAUGCGUAUGAACCUCUCUGUAAUGAAAAACCCUUAUGCCUUCCCAUACAGUACUCCUUGCGCUGUGCAGAUUAACGGUGAAGCAGUGGAACAGGUGGAGAGAUUCACGAACGAUUCUGAUGAUGGAAAACUUGAGGAAGAGAUCGACCGGCGGACUGGAAUGGCCAAUGGCCACCGGAGCCGCUGA
Soboliphyme baturini is the source of this 291-nucleotide messenger RNA. NCBI's taxonomy places the organism in Eukaryota, Metazoa, Nematoda, Enoplea, Dioctophymatida, Soboliphymatidae. The record is from the annotation of a GenBank genome assembly.